AUGUCUGAUUGUGAUAGUUACCAUUCUCAAGACAUUCAUCAUGUCCAUGAAGAUCACCAUCGUGAUGAUCAUCAUCACUCUCAUCAUGAUUCUCAUGCCCAUGAUGAUGAUGAUCAUGAUAGUCAAAAUUUAAAUGAUCAUAGACAUCAAAGAUCAAAUUUUACUGAACCUGAACCUCAACCUCAACAAGAAGAUUCGGCUAUUUCUGAUUCCGGAGAUGAAGAUUCUCAACCUCAAGAACAACAACCUCAAUCACCAAGAAGAAUUGAAAAACAAAAGACAAGUUCAUCAGGAUCAUCCUCUUCUAGAAAACAUUCUAAGCAUUCCACAUCUUUCAAUAGUCCAAUGCGUCCUAUCAUUAUGACUGAAGCUCCAUCUGGAAGUGGACCAAUUAGUGGUUUAAGAAAAGAAUUUUAUUUAAAUUCAGAUAAUGAUGAUAAUGAUUAUGGUUUACAAAUCCCAUUACCAUCCAGUAAUAGAAGAAGAUCAAGAUCAAGAUCCAGAUCAAGAUCAUUCUCCGAUCAAAUUAAACAUUUCGUCACUAAUAAUAAAGAUGAUCCAUUAAUUACUGAUAAUCUUGAAAGUGAUUUAGUAUCUCCUAUGAUAAAGAUUAAAACUAAUGAUAGUGGAUUUUCUGAUGUAUACAGAAGAGGAGAUAGAAGAGCUUCAAGAUCAUCUAUUGAUAGUGAAGAUUCUCAUGGUUCAAGAACAUCUCAAGAAACUGAAGAAGAUGUUUGUUUCCCAAUGUCCAGAGAACAUAUUAGAAUUAAUGGGAUUGAUUUUGAUGAAAUUGAAGAAUUUAUAAAGGAUGAAAGAGAACAACAAGAAUUAAUGAGAAAACAACAAAUAUUAAAUGCUCAAAGAACCGCUACUCGUAUUUCUGCUAAUUCAACUGGUACAAAUUUAAAUAAAAGUUCAUCAUCUGCUUUAAAAUAUACUCCAAGAAAUAUCUUGAGAAAAACAAAUACCGUCUUGACUAAAUUUAGAACAAGAUUAACCACUACUCCAAAUGAUGAAGAAGCAGAAUUAGAUUCAUUAGCAUCCCUUCAUUCUGGUCAUAAUAAUGGUCAACCACCCGCAUUCACCGGUAUAAACCAAACCAAUACAACCACUCAUACCGAUAGUCAAUCUGAUCAAGUUAAAUUCGGAGGAACAAGAAUCACCGAUGGUUCAGCUGUUGGUAUUGAAAGAUUUUCAUUCUUUUCCUCCGAAUCAGAAGAAACCGUUCAUGCUCCCGAUAUUCCAUCAUUGGUCGAACCAGGUCAAAGUGUUCGUGAAUUAUUCCGUAAUGGGGAAGGAACAUGGUGGUUAGAUUGUGGAUGUCCUACCGAUUCAGAAAUGAAAGUUUUGGCUAAAGCAUUUGGUAUCCAUCCUUUGACAGCUGAAGAUAUUCGUAUGCAAGAAGCUCGUGAAAAAGUGGAAUUAUUCCGUAAUUAUUAUUUUGUUUGUUUCCAUACUUUUGAACCAGAUAAGGAAUCUGAAGAUUAUUUAGAACCUAUUAAUGUUUAUCUUGUGGUGUUUAGAGAAGGGAUUUUAACUUUCCAUUUCUCUCCAAUUUCUCAUCCUGCAAAUGUCAGAAGAAGAGUUCGUCAAUUAAGAGAUUAUGUUGAUGUCACUGCUGAUUGGUUAUGUUAUGCCUUAAUCGAUGACAUUACUGAUUCUUUUGCUCCAGUUAUUACUGGUAUUGAAUAUGAAGCUGAUGCUAUUGAAGAUUCAGUAUUUGUAGCUAGAGAAUUAGAUUUUGGAGGUAUGUUAAUGAGAAUUGGUGAAUCAAGAAGAAAAGUUAUGACAUUAAUGAGGUUAUUAUCGGGUAAAGCUGAUGUUAUUAAAAUGUUUGCUAAAAGAUGUCAAGAUGAAGCUCAUAAUCAACUGAUGGCCAUUGGAACUGAUGGUCAACCAUUACCUCAACUGGAACCUCAUUUACAUCAUCCUUCAAAUACUAAUUUACAUAGUGCUGGUUAUUCAAGUAGUGGCAACGGAACUCCAACUGCUCAAGUUUUAGGAGGUGGGGUUAGUUUUGGUCCUGCUCCUGGAGCUACCGCUGCUAAUUUGGGUCCAACUAAUCAAUGGCAAUUCCAACAAAGUAAUAGAACUCAACCAAGAGCUGAUAUUGCCUUAUAUUUAGGAGAUAUUCAAGAUCAUGUGGUUACUAUGUUUCAAAAUUUAUUAGCUUAUGAAAAAAUCUUUUCUAGAAGUCAUGCUAAUUAUUUAGCUCAAUUACAAGUUGAAUCGGUUAAUUCGAAUAAUAAAGUUACAGAAAUGUUAUCUACCGUGACAUUAAUCGGUACAUUGUUGGUGCCAUUGAAUGUUAUUACUGGUUUAUUCGGUAUGAAUGUUACCGUCCCUGGUGAACAAACAGGCUCAUUGAAUUGGUUUUUCGGUAUCGUGGCCGUAAUGGUUGCUAUUGUAUUGGUAUGUUUCUGGGGUGCUAAAGUUUAUUUAGAUCGUUUAAUGAAAUCUGAAACAAGACCAAAACCUCAAAGUUCAAGAAGAUCAAUUAAAAGUUUGGGAUUAAGAAGAAAUAGAGAUAGUGGUAAAUCCAUCAUUAGUUUCCCAAAUAAAUAUGAUUAG
This is a messenger RNA of Scheffersomyces coipomensis, 2571 nucleotides long. It is a transcript of the gene ALR1, whose product is annotated as Mg(2+) transporter. The record is from RefSeq and is a predicted model, not a curated record. Gene Ontology annotation, biological process: intracellular magnesium ion homeostasis; magnesium ion transmembrane transport. Gene Ontology annotation, cellular component: plasma membrane. The coding region runs from base 1 to 2571 and encodes 856 amino acids. Lineage: Eukaryota; Fungi; Ascomycota; Pichiomycetes; Serinales; Debaryomycetaceae. Gene Ontology annotation, molecular function: magnesium ion transmembrane transporter activity. The transcript has 3 exons.